CUCACACUCACCUUAUAACCGCUUUGGCCGUGUUCAGCGUUCACCAUCAUGCCCGCUGAAGUCGCGUCGGCUAGUGGCGCGCCAGCACGCACUAAACCAACGACGCGGAGCUCUAUUCGCCAGUCAUUCGGCCUCUCUUCUGUCAGCAAGGCCCUCGCAGACGUCAUGCACAAGGACUCGAAAGAGAACGAGAGGGAGAAGGAGAAGGCUGCAAAGAAGAAGGACGCCGCCGCGCGCCGCACCAGCGCCGUCAGCGUUGCGCCCCCCGCCCGUGCAUCCACCGAGAAGCCUCCGUCGAGGAAGCUCACCGAGGACUCUCCCGACGCUAAGACCAUCACUCGUCAUUCGCGCAGGCAGUCCGCACUCAGGAAGCUCGCCGCCGCCAGCGAGGACCAGUCUUCGUCGCCCUCCGACAGCCCGAGCCCAGCAAGCAAGGCGAGCAAGGGCUCGGUCGCUUCCCGGUCGUCGGUACGCAACCGCAACUCUCUUGUCGGCUCUGGACUCCCAAAGUACAGACCGCGCUCCGCGUUGGGCGAGACCGCGAUUGUUGCCCCGAAGAAAUCUGUGUCGCCGACGAACCAGAAGGGGCGGCGGCGGGAGAGCAGCUCUGAUGACGAGACAGACGAGGUGAAGACCCCCAAGGAGCUCGCUAGACUAAGCGUGACACCCGCCGAAGGCAAAUCGAGCCGGUCGAUUUCCCCAAAUCCCCAUCCCAAUGCACUGAAGGUUAACCUGACCACUGCUAUCAAUGUCUCCCCAUCGACUCCCGAGAAGAAGGACAAGGGCUUGCCGAAGCUUCAGUCGUCCCCUUCAUCUGUACGCACUACAUCUACGAAAGCCUCGAAGUUGAGCAAGACCUCCACUCCCCCCGCCUCGACGGGGUCUGUCCGCUCUGGUCCCCAUCGCCCUCCAUCUGCAGCAUCCGUAUCUGGUUCCUCGCGCGCACCCAACACCCCGCCUACCCCUACAGUCUUUGGGAACAUUCCGAAGGGUUCGAACUCCCUUCGCUUGCAAAAUGUCUCCGCCAGUCCUAGUCCUUUACGCGGUGCGAUGGGCCCGCCUGAAUCACCUCUUGGUCGGAUGUCGGCCCGGAAGCAUGGCGGCUCUGGUCCUAUCUUACACACGCGGGGCGCAUCAGUGCCAGCGACGCCGACCCCGAUUAUCAUCACUCAUGACAGCAGCGUGGACAGCAUCGAGGCGGACGAUGUCGAGUUUUUGCUCGGGUCCGCUGUCUCUCCAUCCGCACCGACACCUGCGAUUCCGAGAGUGCGACGGCAAGGUACCAGCGGUGGCAACCCGCAGACACCCUCUCGUCCCGGCUUUCUGCCCAGCCGCGCGAACCUCUCGUAUGCUUCCCCCGCACCUCCUUCGUCUACCGAAAGCUCUCCGUUCUUGCGCCCGAAGCAACGGCUCCUAGGCAAUGAUCGCGGGUCUAUCCUGUCUUGGGAGCAGCUCGCGCAGCAUAGUAAGACUUUGGACGACGAAGAUGUCGAGCGUAUGAUAUCUGAGAUCCCUGCGCCAUUCCACCCUGGAGCCGUUUCGCCUAGCCUGAGUGUCAUAGACAUUCCGGAUAGUCCCAGCCUUUCUGCGCUCCCCUCACCGACCGGGUAUGGUUCAAUCUCCCAGGUCCUCUUGCCCGAAGUGACACCUUCACCCGCUAUCCACAACACCACCCAUCUAUUCGACAAUAUGAAGCCUGAGCAGGCGCAGGCUGACAGCGCAGCUCUCACACUCCUCCGCCUACAGCUUGCCGCGGCUGAAAACCGUGCGCAAGAACGCCUCGCCCAGAUGCAGUCGCUUGAAGAGCAACUGCAUCACGCAAAGGAGGCACGCAUGCGCGAUGCUCAAGAGCUCUCACGGCAGAUCUCCGAGCUCGAGGAGCAGGUGCACGGCAACCUCGCGAUCGAGAGCCAGCGGACCGAGCAGAUCGCCGUCCUCGAGGAGAUGCUCCGAGACGCGCAGGUGGCGCACGAGCAGUCCGUGAAGGACGUCGCACGGAGAGCCGAGGACGCGAUGUGCGCAUCGCGGGCUGCGGCGCUCCAAGUACGUCAGGUGCAGGCGAGGGCGGAGAUCUCGUCUGCCGCGAGUGAAGCGCGCUCGGCGUGGUACUGCGUCCGGGAGACGGCGGAGAGCGAGCUGGAGCUCGUGCGCGCGAACCGGGAGAUGUUGGGGCUGCUCUUGGCUGGGCUGGAGCACACCCUUGGGCAGCUUUCCUGCCACUGAGCGUGUACACUACAUGAUCUGUUGUGAGUUUCACGGGUUCACUAUUUGUUCGGUGGAAAUUCUAAAUUGGCCACCAUCAAUCAGGUCACUACCAUCUAUAUAUCUACCCUCCCUCUCGUUCGUGCAAUGUCUUGGUAUUUGUAUCCC
Molecule: messenger RNA, 2370 nt
Organism: Dichomitus squalens LYAD-421 SS1
Lineage: Eukaryota; Fungi; Basidiomycota; Agaricomycetes; Polyporales; Polyporaceae
Exons: 1
Coding region: 49-2223 (724 amino acids)
Source: RefSeq, a predicted model, not a curated record